Molecule: messenger RNA, 1237 nt
Organism: Erinaceus europaeus (western European hedgehog)
Lineage: Eukaryota; Metazoa; Chordata; Mammalia; Eulipotyphla; Erinaceidae
Exons: 6
Coding region: 79-771 (230 amino acids)
Source: RefSeq, a predicted model, not a curated record
AGCAGCAGCAGUCUCUUGAGGUUUAGUGUGACACACUAAAACAGCACAGUGACUGAACUGUGCUUUGCUUGCUCAGUAAUGUCUGGAGAGGUGACUUAUGCUACUGUCAAAUUUUCAAAAUCUUCUGAGACAGAACUUGUGGAGAGCUCUGAUUACAAGCCAACAGAUGAUCAUGAAGUGCCAGCUAUGGAGCUGUCUGAGGAAGCAGAAAAUAGAAGGAAGAGAGUUGAGAGCACAGUUGAAAUGGUAAAGAGCAGAGCUGUGAAAGGACAUAGAAACCUAUGGAAAAUAUGGUGCCCGUUUGCUUUCAUUUCCCUGCUGAUGAAUGUGGUGGUACUGGCUGGCUUGGGAACCUUGUUCUUUUGGAACUUUCAUAAAAGCAUCAUGUGCAACACAACAGAAGUUGAAAGUCAAAGAAACCUGAAAGACAUGAUAGAUAAUCUAACAUUUCUCAAAAAUACGAUGGGUGAUUUUGUCUCUGAAUAUAUCCUGUUGAAAAAUAAGACAUGUUGUGCAAUAGCCACUUUCACCAACUGUACCCAUGAAUGCUAUGAUAAAACCCAAGGAAGCAUUCUGAAACAUUUGGAGAAAAAUCUAACAUCACUCAGAACUAUUUUGGAGAAUAUCUUCUGUCACUGUACCCAAUGGAAAAAUAUGACAUCUUACACAGUAAGCAACUGCACCAAAAAUGCUGUGAAAUUUAACAGUUGUCCAACAACAGAUGAGUGGCUGAGCAAGUUGUGGUAUAUAUACACAAUGGAAUACUACUAAGCUGUAAAAAAUGGUGACCUCACCGUUUUCAGCCAAUCUUGGAUGGACCUUGAAAAAUUCAUGUCAAGUGAAAUAAGUCAGAAACAGAAGGAUGAAUAUGGUAUAAUCUCACUCUCAGGCAGAAGUUGAAAAACAAGAUCAGAAAAAAAAACACAAGUAAAACCUGAAAUGGAUUUGACAUAUCGCACCAAAGCAAAAGACUCUGCAGUGGGUGGGUGGGGAGAGUACAGGUCCAUGAAGGAUGAUAGAGGACCUAGUCGGGGUUGUAUUGUUAUAUGGGAAACUGGGUAAUGUUAUGCAUGUGAAAACUAUUGUAUUUACUAUUGAAUGUAAGACAUUAAUUCCCCAAUAAAGAAAUUAAAAAAAAAAGAAAGUUAACAGUGUUUUGCAUAAUUCUAAGAAUUCAGGGAUAUAGUUCCACACCCAUACCUGGUAUGUAAGUCAUCAUGGCCUCCACCAAAUCUCU